AUGGCUUCACCUGGAGAAGCAGCACCGGACAGUGUGGUCCACGAAGAAGCCGUCUCGCCACCACCGGCCAACGACAGCACCGCAAUGGAAGCAAUCGAUGCGAGUCGACCCGACGAAAAGCCUGCCGCUACCGAAGACGACGCCGUAAACGACAGCGACGAAGCAGCACAGCUUGCCGAUCUCGGUGCCGGCGUACGCGAUCAAGAUGACCUCGAAAGAGCCAUCGGACAGCAAGCGGAUCAGCUGUUGAUCGAGCAGGCAGACGAGCGCGACAAGAAGCGUCUCGAGAAGACGCAGAAGGACAGAGAUCGUCUACUCGGGCAGGUGAAGGCUCUUGAGAAGAAGGUGGGCGAUUUCGGCGUGGGUGCCAUCGCCAGGAAGAAGCACAAGGAGGAGAUCGAGCAUUACACAGCACAGAUCAAGACACUGGAUGUAGACUUGGAGCAAAUACAGCGACGCAUGGCGGAGCGCGCGAAGAACGGAGAGGAGGCAGAGCAGCACAACACGGAAGAUGCUGCCAACAAGAGGCUACCUGGCGAGAGCCAGCGUGAGUUUCUCAUCCGCACGGGCAAGAUCACGCCCUUCUCAAAGAUGGGCCGGCAGUUAUUGAAGACCUCAUCGAGUUUAGGAGACGUGCUGCUGGACGCUGAAGAGGAGGGCGAUCAGCCGGAGGAAGAUGUUGAGGCUGCGGAGCAGGAAGAGGCUGGAAAGCCUGGUCCUGUGUCGCAUCGCAAUCUACUUGCGCCUGGGUUUGAGCAGGACGACUCUUCCGCGGCCGUCAAUACCGCUGGUGACACCGAUGGUGAUGCAGAACUAGCACGGAAGUUGCAGGAUGAAGAGUUUGCCACUUCAGGUCGGCCUACCAAGCGAAGGAGGCUGCAGUCAACGCGGCAAGCGCGAGCUGCAUCGGAAGACACAAGCACGCCGGCCGCUGAUGAGUCCGAUACGUUCGAACCUGACCCCGUGGACGCUGGACCAGCGAGUGACGAAGAUGCGAUGCCAGACGGCGAAGAAGUCAUCGCUACAACGCCGGGCAUCAGGCGCAAAGGCAAGGGUAAGCGGUCGGCGACGAAGCGAGCAGCUGCAGAGUACGAGGAAGAAGAUCAGGAAGAUCUCGCUGGUAUAGAUGAUGGAAACGAGCAGGUAUACCAAGCGCGCCUGCAGAGCUGGGUGAGACGGCGAAGCGCUGCGCGGCGGAAGGCCAAAGGCCGCCAGGGUAGCGCUGAACCAGACGAAGCUGUUCCUGAAACGGAAGAUGAUGGAGAAGAGUGGACUAUGCCGCACCCGAGCCGGACAGAUGCGGAGUUUGAGGGUGGAUACCGGAUACCGGGCGACAUCUACCCCUCGCUUUUCGACUACCAGAAGACCGGCGUGCAAUGGCUGUGGGAGCUAUACUCGCAGCAAGUCGGCGGCAUCAUCGGCGACGAGAUGGGACUAGGCAAGACCAUCCAGGUGAUAGCCUUCCUUGCCGGCUUACACUAUUCGGGAAAGCUCAAGAAGCCGAUCAUCAUCGUCUGUCCGGCCACAGUGAUGAAGCAGUGGGUCAAUGAGUUCCAUCGCUGGUGGCCACCUCUGCGUGUUUCGAUCCUGCACACGUCUGGUAGCGGCAUGCUUGAUGUGAAGCGAGAAGCGCGGAUCGAGGAUGAGCUCGAGGAUGACAACUACAGUCGGCGCAGCACACAGAGCAAAGGCCACAAGUCUGCGAAGCGCAUUUUGGACAGAGUCGCCCGAGACGGCCACGUGCUGGUGACCACUUACUCCGGCCUUCAGACAUAUGCUGAGCUACUGAUACCAACGGAUUGGGAAUAUGCUGUGCUGGACGAAGGUCACAAGAUCCGGAAUCCCAACACAGCAAUCACUAUCUACUGCAAGGAGCUCCGCACUCACAACCGUAUCAUUCUGUCCGGUACGCCAAUGCAGAACAACUUGACUGAGCUGUGGAGUCUGUUCGACUUCAUCUUCCCGAUGCGACUUGGUACGUUGGUGAACUUUCGGAACCAGUUCGAGAUACCCAUCAAGCAGGGCGGAUAUGCCAAUGCUUCAAACCUGCAGGUCGAGACGGCGAUGAAGUGCGCGGAAACGCUGAAAGACACUAUCUCGCCGUACCUGCUGCAGCGAUUCAAGGUCGAUGUCGCCACUGACCUGCCAAAGAAGAGCGAACGGGUACUCUUCUGCAAGCUCACGAAGCUGCAGCGUGAUGCCUACGAGUGGUUCCUCGCCUCUGAAGAGAUGAAGUCCAUCAUGGCCGGCAAACGACAAGCGCUCUACGGUGUCGACAUCCUACGCAAGAUCUGCAACCAUCCGGAUCUGGUCGAGCACCGGACAUUGUCUAAGAAGAGCGGUUAUGUCUACGGCAGCGGUCACAAGAGCGGGAAGAUGCAAGUCGUCAAAGCCUUGCUCGAGACUUGGAAGAAGCGUGGCCAUAAGACGCUGCUGUUCGCACAGCACCGCAUCAUGCUCGAUAUCUUGGAGAAGUUCAUCCAGAACAUGGAUGGCUUUCGUUAUGUGCGCAUGGACGGCAGCACCAAUAUCAAGGAUCGACAAGACCUGGUGGACGACUUCAACCGUGAUCCAGACCUGCAUGUUUUUCUGCUCACUACCAAAGUCGGUGGUCUUGGUGUCAACUUGACUGGUGCGGACCGUGUGAUUAUCUAUGACCCGGAUUGGAACCCUUCCACAGAUGUACAAGCCCGUGAGCGAGCCUGGCGGCUUGGCCAAAAGCGUGAGGUCGAGAUCUACCGGCUCAUGACUGCUGGUACAAUUGAGGAGAAGAUCUACCAUCGACAGAUCUUCAAGCAAUUCUUGACAAACAAGAUCUUGCGGGAUCCGAAGCAGAGGCAGACAUUCCAGUUGAAAGAUCUGCACGACCUCUUCACACUCGGCGACGCUAUGCCUGACGGACAGACUGAGACCGGCAUGGUCUUCAAAGGCACAGAAGUCCAGCUUUCAAAAGGCCGAGAAGAGCGUGGCCUGCCCACACCACCCGAGGAUCAGACUGCAUCGAACAGACCACAAUUCGACGAUGUCACCGGCAUCUCACGACAAGAAGAGUUCCGCACCGGCGACGAAGACGACACCGCCGAAGGCCCUGCGUCAGCCGAGGCCUCCACCAAAGACGACCGCAUGCUCUCCUCCAUAUUCGCCCGCACCGGCGUGCAGAGCGCCCUCGAACACGACGCCAUCAUCAACGGCCGCAAGACCGUCCGUGCCGACCCCGAGAUAAUCGCCCGCGAAGCCCGCCGUGUCGCCUCCCAAGCCGCCAAGGAGCUCCAGCGAGCCGGCGAAGUCGCGCGAACGAUUCCAGCAGGUGUACCGACAUGGACGGGCGUCGUGGGCUCAGCAGGACGUCCUGAGUUCCCACCACCUGCUUCUCGCCGGGGUGGUGCAUCCGCUCGCGGCCGCGGCGGUCCCUCUUCUGCAAGCGUCCUUGCGAACCUCGCUGCCCGCCAGCCCGUCUCGUCCCCUGCAGCUUCGUCUUCGCGCACCGCGAACGCGCGCUCAGAUCGCCACCCCAAGGGCAAAGACUUCUUGAUCCUGAUACGGGAUUACUUGGUUGCGCAGGGUGGCAAGGCAUACACGCAGAUGCUUAUCGAUCACUUCAAUCGCUUUUGCCGGACGGAGCAGCGCACGGCGGAGUUCAAGGAGAUGUUGAAGGCGAUUGCGACGUUGGAGAAAGGCGGGAGGGGGAGGGGGAUGUGGGUGCUCAAGGAGGAGUAUAAGCCGGGGAAUGUUGCGCAGUAG
Messenger RNA from Saxophila tyrrhenica, 3741 nucleotides. RefSeq names its product DNA repair protein rhp26 (gene rhp26). Gene Ontology annotation, biological process: transcription-coupled nucleotide-excision repair. The record is from RefSeq and is a predicted model, not a curated record. Gene Ontology annotation, molecular function: ATP binding; ATP-dependent chromatin remodeler activity. Bases 1 to 3741 code for a protein of 1246 amino acids. The transcript has a single exon. Gene Ontology annotation, cellular component: nucleus. NCBI's taxonomy places the organism in Eukaryota, Fungi, Ascomycota, Dothideomycetes, Mycosphaerellales, Extremaceae.